ACGACCGUGAGACAGUUUCAUACUGUACUGUCUUUGACCGUGCUCUGCUACUGACUUCAGAAACUGAAUGAAGACGAAUGUUUAUGCAUUUGUAAAGCAAGUUAGAUUAGUCGUUUUUGGAUGUCAUACAGUUAAUAACUACAACAUUAUUUAUUUAAAUACACCGAUAUUGCUAGCUGAGCAAAGCAAGUAGCUAACGUUACCCAGGCUAGCCUCUCAGAGUUUGCUAGCUAGCUUCAGUUAGCUAUAAUUUUAGCCAGUGCUAACGUGGCACAAACUGUGCAAAGAUGGAGUUUGCUGCUCUUACUGCCUUGACCGUAUUAAUAGGAAUGCUGAUAAUUUUGGUCGCAAUCGCUGUGGGAAAGCAGAAAGGAGAAAUAAGUGAUCAACUAGAGCAGAAAGAAGAGGACUCAGUUGCAGCAGAGGAAAGUGCAGUGAAGGCUUCCACUGCCAAGAAACAGAAACAACAGCGUCCUCGCAAGGAGAAAGCCCAGCAGCAAACCUUCAGCCAUCCUCUCCUGGCUUCCUCCUUGAAGAGUCACAGUGGCAAUGUGACGUCCCUGGACUUCAGCAGCAACGGGAAGUACCUAGCUACUUGUGCUGACGACCGCACUGUCAGGAUAUGGAGCACCAAGGACUUCCUGGACAGAGACCAUAAAUGUCUGAGGGCCAACGUAGAGCUGGACCACGCCACGCUGGUCCGCUUCAGCCCGGACUCAAAGGCCUUCAUUACUUGGCUGGCUAACGGAGAUACUAUUCGCAUCUUCAAGAUGACCAAGAAGGAUGAUGGUAGCUUCACUUUCAAAGCUGCCCCUGAAGACUUCCCUCAGAAACACAAGACCAAUGUCAUCAACAUCGGCAUCGCAGAGACGGGCAAGUUCAUCAUGAGUGCCUCCACUGACACCAACAUCCUCAUCUGGGACCUGAAAGGAGAGGUACUGGCCUCUAUCAUCACCAACCAGAUGACCAACUCCUACGCUGCCAUCUCACCCUGUGGCAGGUUUGUUGCCUCCUGUGGCUUCACUCCUGAUGUGAAGGUGUGGGAGGUGUGCUUCGGGAAGGGUGGCGAGUUCAAAGAGGUGGCCCGCGCCUUCGACCUAAAGGGCCAUUCAGCUGGAGUCCACUCCUUUGCGUUCUCUAAUGACUCACGCAGAAUGGCCACUGUGUCCAAGGACGGCACAUGGCGACUGUGGGACACGGAUGUGGAGUACAAGAAGCAACAGGACCCCUACCUACUGAAGUCAGUGCCUUGCCAGUCGUCAGAGGGAAGCCGUGUGGCCCUGUCGCCGGACGCCCGGGUGGUGGCCAUCUCCAACAGCUGCAGCGUGGCCAUGUACAGCACCUCCACGGGUCAGCUGGAGGAGGAGUUCCACGGAGUCCACAGUGAGGAGAUCACUGAUCUGAGGUUUGACAUCAACAGUCGCUACCUGGUGUGCAGCGGGGACCGGGCGGUACGUGUGUUCCACAAUGCGCCGGGCUACCGCGCGGCCAUCCAGGACAUGCAGGCCAUGCUGAAGAAGGCCCAGAACGAGGGCAUGAAACAAAGGCUAAAACAGCAGAUACAGGAGGCGCAGAGCGCGCUGGACACUGUGCUCACAGCACCCAAGGAUUAAAGAACUAAAGCCCCCCCCCCCCCCCAGGCUGGCUGUGUAGAACACUAUUUCGAUCUCUCUCUUCCUCCCCUUCUCUCACACACUGCCUCCACAGAAUGGCAUGCAAUUCGACUCCUGUCAGGGAUGUGGCAUUUGCAUGCUGGUUUUAAUAAAUUAAUCAUAUGUUUCUAUAGAAAUAUGGCUCUGUUUUGUGAAUGCUCUGCCUUCCUCGAAGUCAGGAAUACUAUGUUCUCUGUCUUCUUGGACCAGUAAUCCUACUACUAUAGAAGAGCUUGCUUUGCUUUGGCAACACAAACAUUUGUUGUAUAAUAGGACCAGAGUUCAGCUGGGGUGCCUUGUGUUUCUACAGUUCCUCUGUAAAAACACAAGACAUACUAAACUAACAAUAAUUUCCAUGACAUCCUAUCCAGGUGAAUGCUAUGAUCCCAAUGAUAUCGCAUGUUAAAUC
Salvelinus namaycush (lake trout) is the source of this 2061-nucleotide messenger RNA. RefSeq names its product transducin beta-like protein 2. NCBI's taxonomy places the organism in Eukaryota, Metazoa, Chordata, Actinopteri, Salmoniformes, Salmonidae. Gene Ontology annotation, biological process: endoplasmic reticulum unfolded protein response. Gene Ontology annotation, molecular function: protein binding. The transcript has 7 exons. Gene Ontology annotation, cellular component: endoplasmic reticulum. The record is from RefSeq and is a predicted model, not a curated record. The coding region runs from base 288 to 1613 and encodes 441 amino acids.